AUAGCUCCGGGUGCGUGUGCGCACUGCACCCGCCCCGCGCCCCGAGGGGGGCAGCUGUGACGCCGGGAAAACUCUCAAUAACAUACAAAUUACUCAUGGAGCAAAUUAACUGUGUGUGUGAAGGGCCGAGCCACAGGCAGAGCCAUGGAAGAUCCCCCUGGCACACUGGAGGGGUAAAAGUCCAGCAUGCUGAGCUGAUUCACACAAGCAGAGAGUCCAGCUGACAGGCAUGAUAUUCAGAGGUGUUGAUGGCUGGCACGAACAGGGUCCACAUUUGAGGAGUGUGACUGCCAAAGAACAUGGCUGCAGACAGCUUAUCAAGCAAAGCCCUGAAGAUCAAGCGUGAGAUGGGCGAGAACACACCCCUGUUGUCGGAUGAGGAGCUGAUGGGGUUGUCAGUGCGGGAGCUGAACCACCACCUACGGGGCCUCUCCAAGGAAGAGGUGGCGCGCCUAAAGCAGCGCCGGCGUACACUGAAGAACCGCGGCUAUGCAGCCAGCUGCCGGGUUAAGCGUGUCUGUCAGAAGGAGGAGCUGCAGAAGCAGAAGAUGGAGCUGGAGUGGGAGGUGGACAAGUUGGCCCGCGAGAAUGCUGCCAUGCGCCUUGAGCUGGACACCCUGCGAGGCAAGUACGAGGCCCUGCAGGGCUUUGCCCGCACCGUCGCUGCCCAUGGCCCAGCUGCCAAGGUGGCCCCUGCAAGCGUCAUCACCAUCGUCAAAUCCAGUACCAACCAGGCCACAUGCUCCUAGUGCCUGCCUGCCCUGCCGUGAAUUGAGUCCUCUCUCCAUGGCUGGGCCCAGCUCUCUACCUAGAAUGGACUGCAGCUGCACUGGCUCCUCCCCCAGCCCCUCCCAGAGCCAGAAUCAACUUGAAGACCCCCAGAACCCUCAGCCCUCAUUUCUCCUCUUCCCCGUCCCCUCCUCCACCUGCCUUAGACCAUGUGGUGGCUUAGGCCUGUCCCCCACAGGUGAAUCCUUGAGUUCCCCCCUGCCAAACCCACACACACUUGUCUUAUGUUAAAAAGUCCCCUCUUUCCUUUCCCUGCCCUUGUCCCUCCUGGCUUUAGAAGUGGGGAAAACCCUCUCACUUCUCCCUGUCAGGGGCACAGCAUCUUUGUAUGCCUGGCACCAAGGCUUGUGUAGGAAGAAAGAGAGAGGGAGAACUGGGAGCCAUCUUAAUGGCUUAUUCUGCUUAAUAGAGCACGGUGCAGGGAUUGGAACAUCCGUCCAGAGACUUACCAAGAGCUGCUGUGACCUCCCAGUCUUAUAGUCCACAGCCCUCCCUGCUCUCUCCUGCAUCAACUACAUUUCAGCUCUCCCUACCAGUGGCCCUGGGCAGCAGUGUAAUGCCCAGGACAGUGCCGGCUGCCACGAUGCUGAUAGUCGCGAUGCAAUCAGCCAUCACUGUGGCUCUGAUUAUUUUUGCACCCCCCUAACAGAGGCAGCACCCAGUCAUCUCCCCCCCGACUCCUGUUUAGUUACCCUACUGCUCUCUGUGUUUUUCCAGGAAGAGCUUGAAAUGCCCUGUACCAGAAGAGGAAAGAACAGAGGCUCCCCCAGGGGGUUAAGCAGAAGUUCCAGGGAGUGGGAAGUAAUCAGAGGAACUAGGCAGUGCAUGGGGGAAAGAGGGUCAUGUUCAAUAGAGAGAGGAAGGUGAAUGCAGGAUGAUGUGUAAAAGGGAGAACAGGUCUCUGUGGCAGCUGUUUAGAUCAGGUCAGAAUGUGGCACUUAAACAUGUACUAGACACCAUGGGAAUUACCACACUCAAGCCAUUGAUUCAGCUGCAGGGGUGACUAUAACAUGGGAUGGAGUUAUGGAAAUCUCCCUCCAGUGCUAUCGCAGUGAAGUUAAAUUUCUAAGAUCUCCUGUCUGGAAGAGAACUACCGGUAGCUUUAGAAUGAAUGAGACCUGGGUAGUGGAAGGGGGUGGGAGGAAGAGAGAAAGGGAAUGUAGAGCAAUAGAAAGAGAACAAAGUAUGUGAGACAGAUGGACAGAGGAGGAGUGGCAGGGGAGGACCUGG
This is a messenger RNA of Alligator sinensis (Chinese alligator), 2019 nucleotides long. RefSeq names its product MAF bZIP transcription factor F (gene MAFF). Gene Ontology annotation, molecular function: DNA-binding transcription factor activity, RNA polymerase II-specific; RNA polymerase II cis-regulatory region sequence-specific DNA binding. The transcript has 4 exons. The record is from RefSeq and is a predicted model, not a curated record. Gene Ontology annotation, cellular component: nucleus. Gene Ontology annotation, biological process: regulation of transcription by RNA polymerase II; regulation of epidermal cell differentiation. The coding region runs from base 300 to 749 and encodes 149 amino acids. Lineage: Eukaryota; Metazoa; Chordata; Crocodylia; Alligatoridae.